Molecule: messenger RNA, 519 nt
Organism: Microsporum canis CBS 113480
Lineage: Eukaryota; Fungi; Ascomycota; Eurotiomycetes; Onygenales; Arthrodermataceae
Exons: 3
Coding region: 1-519 (172 amino acids)
Source: RefSeq, a predicted model, not a curated record
AUGGCUGCUCGUCGCUCUACCUCCCUCAAGGCCCUCAGGUCUCUGUCCCAACAACCUCGCCGCUCUCUUCAUAUCACUGGUGCCUACUCGGCCCAGGUCGCUACCGGACCAGACGUCAGCACUCUCUACCACUCCAGAACCCUUGCAGACCUCAGAGCAGAGUGCCAGAAGCGAAAUCUCGGCGCCUCUGGAACUAAAUCAGAGCUUGUUGACCGCCUCUCGAACCACGAUGUUCUCCAGUCUCGUGCAUUUAGCAUCGCAAUGAGGCGUAUCGAUCGUCAUGCCUUUGGCCAGCAGUCCGCCUCCCGACCCUUCAACACAUCUCGCGCCAACAGCCCCAUGAGUGAAGUUGUAGAUAACCACGCUCUAGAGCUAAAUCCCUUCAACCUUACAGAGGCCGUCAGCAGGUCUAGAGACGGUGCGAGGGCUAGUGCGGCCCGGUCAAGAGACUAUAGGAGGUGCCGUCAGGGACCUGUGGAGAGGGAUGUUAGAAGACGUCAAGGGAACGAGUCAGAGUAG